This is a messenger RNA of Caenorhabditis briggsae, 297 nucleotides long. The transcript has 4 exons. NCBI's taxonomy places the organism in Eukaryota, Metazoa, Nematoda, Chromadorea, Rhabditida, Rhabditidae. Bases 1 to 297 code for a protein of 98 amino acids. The record is from RefSeq and is a predicted model, not a curated record.
AUGCCUGGAAAUCAGCCGCGGCGGUCGACCGCGAUUGUCACAUUUUCCGGACCUCAUCUUUUUCUAUUGCUCAUUCUCCCAAUCGCCGCCUAUUGUCAAUCGAAAAAGAAGUUCGAAGCCGAUGGAAGGGCCGAUUUGAUCCCACGAAAACCGCCAAUCCCAGCGCCAACGCCUCCAAAAGACGACAAUAAUAGUGUUAGCAGCAUUCAAGCUGCUCCACAUGUUCAAAACGUCAAAUCCCUCCCACCCGAGAAAUCCGAUGCACCAACUUCUGGAAAAAUGAAAAAGAAGAAGUGA